GCUCUCGGCCGCUGGGGUUAAUAUUGAUAUGGAAACACAGACACUGCUACGAACAAACUUGACCCUGCAGGAACGACUUAAGGAUUCUGAAGCAGCAUUCUUGCUUGAACAGGACAAGGCUGAUACUGCAGCCAGAGAAGCUGAUACUGCUAAAGCAGCGUGGCAGUGCCGGAUAUGUUUGAGUGCUGAAGUAGAUGUUACACUUGUUCCUUGUGGGCAUGUGCUUUGUCGCAGAUGCUCCUCUGCUGUUUCUAAGUGUCCCUUCUGCCGUCUCCAGGUUUCAAAGACAUUGAGGAUCUUUCGGCCAUGAUAAUCUUGAUUGCUUCAACACACUUGGUUUUUGUUUUCUCUGGUACUCACUACGGAACUUUACCUUCACCCCCAUCACCUUGUAUGAGAUAAAGAGAUAGGUGACGAUAAAGAAUCAGAUAUGG
Messenger RNA from Chenopodium quinoa (quinoa), 434 nucleotides. RefSeq names its product baculoviral IAP repeat-containing protein 3-like. The transcript is spliced from 2 exons. The coding region runs from base 29 to 310 and encodes 93 amino acids. Lineage: Eukaryota; Viridiplantae; Streptophyta; Magnoliopsida; Caryophyllales; Amaranthaceae. The record is from RefSeq and is a predicted model, not a curated record.